Messenger RNA from Racocetra persica, 121 nucleotides. The record is from the annotation of a GenBank genome assembly. NCBI's taxonomy places the organism in Eukaryota, Fungi, Glomeromycota, Glomeromycetes, Diversisporales, Gigasporaceae.
AUGCCUAUUCGCACAUAUUUUGACAUUGAUAUCGAUGGCCGGCGUGAGGGCCGAAUAGUUUUUGAAUUGUUCGAUAAUGUUGUACCAAAAACAGCAGAAAAUUUUCGUGCACUUUGUACAG